Molecule: messenger RNA, 1016 nt
Organism: Quercus lobata
Lineage: Eukaryota; Viridiplantae; Streptophyta; Magnoliopsida; Fagales; Fagaceae
Product: thaumatin-like protein 1
Exons: 2
Coding region: 157-888 (243 amino acids)
Source: RefSeq, a predicted model, not a curated record
UCCAAGUCCAAUUUUCGGCAUGUUUCUCCUUUGAAUCGGUGUAUAAACCUCUAUAUAUACCAUGCAAAGUUCAUUGGAUUAGCCCAAGCAAUACCACACCAAAGUUCGUCAUUCAUCAUAUAUACUAGUUACUUGUUACCAUCAAAGUAAGCAACAAUGAUGAAAACCCUGACACUCUACGGCCUUAUCUUGGCCUUCUUUCUCUUAUCUGGUGCUCACUCUGCUAAAAUAACUUUCACAAACAACUGUCCAAAAACCAUUUGGCCCGGAACCCUAACUUCGGAUCAAAAACCUCAACUAUCAAAUACUGGAUUUGAGUUAUUAUCCAAAGCUUCCUUAACACUGGAUGUUCAAGCUCCAUGGAAAGGCCGGUUCUGGGCCCGAACCCAAUGCUCCACCAACUCAACAAAUUUCACUUGCGAGACUGCUGAUUGUGGCACUGGUAGGGUUGCAUGCAACGGUACUGGUGCAAUCCCGCCAGCUUCUUUAGUAGAAAUCAACAUAGCAGAUAAUCGUGGGAUGGACUAUUACGAUGUUAGCCUUGUAGAUGGCUUCAACUUGCCUGUUUCUGUAGCCACCAGAGGUGGCACUGGUGAUUGCAAGAACUCAAGCUGUCCAGCCGACGUGAACGCAGUUUGCCCAGGGGAAUUGCAAGUGACAGGGUCUGAUGGGAGCGUGCUUGCCUGCAAGAGUGCUUGUACUGCUUUCAAUCAACCACAGUACUGUUGCACUGGUGCAUUUAGCACCCCGCUAACAUGUCCAACCACAAAAUAUUCUGGUAUCUUUAAGCAACAAUGUCCUCAAGCUUAUAGCUAUGCUUAUGAUGAUCAAACUAGCACCUUUACCUGCUCUGGUGCACCCGACUAUUUUAUCACUUUUUGUCCAUGAAUUAUAGAAAGGAAUUAUGUAUUCCUAAAUUUGUAAUAUGAAACUGAUAUGUUUCAAGUACUAGGCACAUGUAUGUAUGUGUCAAAGAAAUAGUUAUUUGAAUAAAACAUGUACAAAGUUUGAGGUUG